UCACUGGGUUGUUGUAGUUUGGAGGAGCUGCAGGACAUGAGUGGAGCUGCUGUCCUCUAACUACAAUAAAACAACAUGGUCAGGCCAAACUAACCCCCUGACCUGCGCUGUAGGAGACCCGAGACUCUCGCCGCGAUGCUUGACUGGGCCGAGGAGUGAAGCGCAUUCCUGGAGGAGUCGAGGGCGAUCUUGAGCUCAGGAGAAACCGGCCCGCUCACGCCGUGCCCGCCAAGAUGGCCUCCAGUUUCACUUACCAUUACCGGAACAACGUGGGACAGCGAUGUGUGUUGCCAUGGUGAUCAUUUACAAGAAAACACUGGAAAAAAAGGGCGCUGACGAUGUAACAUCCAAACGCAGGGAUUUGGGCCCGUUCAAGGCACAGACCAUGAGCCAGGCGACUGCACUUUUCUCUUGUGGACUCAUGGAGACGAGCCGGUGGCGUGAGGUGGGCCACAGCUGUGCCGUGCAGCAGCGGCCGGUCGGGACCAGCCUGGAGAGCCUGUGGGACGUCCUGCCGGAGGUGCAGCGGAGCUCCGCCCACUGGGACUGGGACGUGGGCUCCACCUCCAGCACGAUCACCAGCUUGUUGCAGGACCUGAGCCUGACCGAGUCGGCGUCCUCGCACUCCACCGCCCCCCCCAGCAAGCGACAGUGCCGGUCCCUGUCCUGCUCGGACGAACUGGGCGGCUGCCGCUCCGCCUGGCGCCCGCAGGGCUCGCGCGUGUGGACGGCCGUGGAGAAGAGGCGGUGCCACAGCGGCGGCAGCGUCCAGCGCGGCAGCGUCGCAAACGCGCAGCUGGGCUUCCCGGCCAUGCAGCGCAGCUCCAGCUUCAGCCUGCCGGCGCGCUCCAACGCCCCGGAGCCGCCCGGCGUCGCCCAGCGGCUCCCCUGGCCCCCCGCCUUCGCCGGCCUCACGCCCUCCUCGUCCAUGCCCCUGUCCUGCGAGCCGUCGCCGCAGCCCCUCUACCUCUCCCACGAACAGAUCUGCCUGGCCGAGCCCCGCGGGCCGUCGCCGCACAGCUCCCCCGACUCCACCCCGGAGCUGGAGCGCCGCGGCGGACAGGGGGGGCUCGCCCGCAGCCGCUCGCAGCCCUGCGUCCUCAACGACAAGAAGAUCGGUGUGAAACGCAGGAGGCCGGCAGACACACACAAACAGAGGCCUUCACUGGACCUGGCAAAAAUGACCCAGAAACUUCGAAAUUUCCACAGCCUGAGCUGCCCGGGAAUCACAGGUGAAGACGGCUGCGAGUCGAGCCAGGCCCUCCCCCUCCCCCUCCCCCUCCCCAUCCCCGCCCUGAGGAGCGCCGGCCUGGAGGACGCUCAGCCCCGGACCAAAGACGACGUGAUCGGCGGCGGCGGACCCACGGACUGGAUCUCCACGGACUCUGGCGACGUGACCCCGGGCACCACCCACGGGAAGGACGGCGAGCCCCUGUGGGCGGGGCUGUGCAGCAUGAGGAAGGACGUGUACCAGCUCGGCGGCGAGCUGGACAUCGAGCAGAUCGAGAGAAACUGAGCCUCCCUCCCCGGCGGCACAACAAACAGUACUGAUAGUCUUAAGGACGAGAACUGAUGCAGUAAGCGUUCCUGCUCCUUUUCGUCUUUUAGUUUUUUUGGUUUUUUUUCGCCAUCAGAGAGACUGAACAGGAGCUUUGUGUGCUAAACACCCAUUUUUUGGAGACUGUGCACAGUCAGAAGCUUCCCCUCACUGUGCAGUCACUCAACUGUGUCUCAGGACAACAAGAAAAGACGGAUUUGGGUGAAAACAACUUGAUGAAUUUAAAAAAAAAAAAGAUAUAUUAAUGUCGACUCAGAGACUGGGGUUUUUAACUUUUCUCUGUAACCCUGAUUAACCUACUUGUACUAUGUUUGGAGAGAAUUCACAGCAGGCUUGUAUAAAUUCUCUGCACUAGAAGGAGUGUCUUUUCCUCUGACGUUCUUCGGUAGUACGUGGGUCCAUGACGGAGGGAAACGGGGGGACGGCUUCAAGAACUACUGUCUGGAGAGCUACUUUCACCUUUACUGAGCAACGAGCUGUACGCACACGACGUCUUUUAGGCAUCCCGAAGAGCGUAACAUUUCACUCGGCGGCAUCCGGCUCGUCUCGGAUAUCUGUGCUCCUGUACGCGGGGAAAGAAACUCUGUGAUGCUAAUAGCGUUAAUAUUCUUUCUUUUUACGAUUUGUAACUUCAAAGUUAUGUAAAACAUGAGCAUAUUUCUAUACAAAUAAACACUUUUAAAUGUG
Salarias fasciatus (jewelled blenny) is the source of this 2245-nucleotide messenger RNA. It is a transcript of the gene fam53b, whose product is annotated as family with sequence similarity 53 member B. Bases 281 to 1516 code for a protein of 411 amino acids. The record is from RefSeq and is a predicted model, not a curated record. The transcript has 5 exons. Gene Ontology annotation, biological process: protein import into nucleus; positive regulation of canonical Wnt signaling pathway. Gene Ontology annotation, cellular component: nucleus. NCBI's taxonomy places the organism in Eukaryota, Metazoa, Chordata, Actinopteri, Blenniiformes, Blenniidae.